Messenger RNA from Lepus europaeus (European hare), 2065 nucleotides. RefSeq names its product insulin like growth factor binding protein acid labile subunit (gene IGFALS). The transcript is spliced from 2 exons. NCBI's taxonomy places the organism in Eukaryota, Metazoa, Chordata, Mammalia, Lagomorpha, Leporidae. Gene Ontology annotation, cellular component: extracellular matrix. The record is from RefSeq and is a predicted model, not a curated record. Gene Ontology annotation, molecular function: protein binding. Bases 99 to 1916 code for a protein of 605 amino acids.
GGGGCCGGCCGGGCAGUGGGGAGAGCCAGAGGGCAGGCGCCCGCCCCGCAGACGCCCUCGCUCGCUCGCGCCUGCCUUCAGCCUGCUCUGCACACGGGAUGGCCCCGAGGACAGGCAGCCUGGCCCUGGUGGUGCUGCUCGUCUCCUGGGCGGCUCUGGACCCCUGCAGCCUGGAGGGAGCCGAGCCCCAGCCACCGCCAGGGGACGCCGAGGCCCCGCCAUGCCCGGCUGUGUGCACCUGCAGCCACGGGGAGGACGCGGGCGAGCUCACCGUCUUCUGCAGCUCCAGGAACCUCACGCAGCUGCCCCAGGGCAUCCCCGACAGCACCCGGGCCCUGUGGCUGGACGGGAACAACCUGUCCUCCGUGCCCGCGGCCGCCUUCCGCAACCUCUCCAGCCUGGACCUCCUCAACCUGCAGGGCAGCCGGCUGGGCAGCCUGGAGCCACAGGCACUGCUCGGGCUGCGGAGCCUGCGCCACCUGCGGCUGGGCCGCAACCGGCUGCGCAGCCUGGGCGCCCACACGCUCACGCACACGCCCGCGCUGGCCUCGCUCAGCCUCGCCCACAACCUCCUGGGCCGGCUGGAGGACGGCCUCUUCCGGGGCCUGGCCCGCCUCUGGGACCUCGACCUCGGCUGGAACGGCCUGGCGGUGCUGCCCGAUGCCGCCUUCCAGGGCCUGGGGAACCUGCGCGAGCUGGUGUUGGCCGGCAACAGGCUGGCCUACCUGCAGCCGGCGCUCUUCUGCGGCCUGGCCGAGCUGCGGGCGCUGGACCUGAGCAGGAACGCGCUGCGGAGCGUCAAGGCCAACGUCUUCACGCAGCUGCCGCGGCUGCAGAAGCUCUACCUGGACCGCAACGCCAUCAGCGCCGUGGCCCCGGGCGCCUUCCUGGGCAUGAAGGCGCUGCGCUGGCUCGACCUGUCCCACAACCGCCUGGCCGGCCUCCUGGAGGACACCUUCCCGGGCCUGCUGGGCCUGCGCGUGCUGCGCCUGGCGCACAAUGCCAUCGCCGGCCUGCGGCCCGGCACCUUCAAGGACCUGCACUUCCUGGAGGAGCUGCGGCUGGGCCACAACCACAUCCGGCAGCUGGCGGAGAAGACGUUCCAGGGCCUGGGGCAGCUCGAGGUGCUGGCGCUCAACGACAACCACAUCCAGGAGCUGGCGCCGGGGGCCUUCCUCGGCCUCGCCAACGCGGCCGUGGUGAACCUCUCCGGCAACGGGCUGCGGAGCCUCCCGGAGCAGGCCUUCCGGGGCCUGGGCAGGCUGCACAGCCUGCACCUGGAGGGCAGCAGCCUGGGCCGCGUGCGGCCGCGCGCCUUCGCCGGCCUCUCGGGGCUGCGCCGGCUCUUCCUCGGGGGCAGCGGCAUCACGGCCAUGGACGAGCAGAGCCUGUGGGGGCUGCCCGAGCUGCGGGAGCUCGACCUCACCGCCAACCAGCUCACGCACCUGCCCGGCCGGCUCUUCCAGGGCCUGGGCAAGCUCGAGUACCUGCUGCUCGCCCGCAACCGGCUGUCGGCGCUGCCGGCCGAGGCCCUGGGCCCCCUGAGCAGGGCCUUCUGGCUGGACGUGUCGCACAACCGCCUCGAGGCGCUGGCCGACGGCCUCCUGGUGCCGCUGGUGCAGCUGCGCUACCUGAACCUCAGGAACAACUCCCUGCGCACCUUCGCGCCGCAGCCCCCGGGCCUGGAGCGCCUGUGGCUGGAGGGCAACCCCUGGGACUGCCGCUGCCCCCUGCAGGCGCUGUGGGGCCUGGCCCUGCGCAGCCCGGCCGUGGUGCCGCGCUUCGUGCAGGCCGCGUGCGAGGGAGACUGCCAGGCCCCCGUCUACACCUACAACAACAUCACCUGCGCCAGCCCCGCCAGCGUUGCGGGCCUCGACCUGCGGGACCUCCCGGAGGCCCACUUCGCUCACUGCUGACCAGGCCAGGGGUCGGGAGGGUCCCUCACCCUUCCCGGCACACUGGGGCUCUGCUGGCGUGGGCUCAGAAGGGUAGGGUGGGGCGGGGCCCCAGGGCCCCAAGGCCCAGCCAGCAGGUGUUACCAAUUAAAGCAAACCAGUAACUCGUG